This is a messenger RNA of Spinacia oleracea (spinach), 2302 nucleotides long. Its product is annotated as transcription factor VOZ1. Bases 227 to 1681 code for a protein of 484 amino acids. The record is from RefSeq and is a predicted model, not a curated record. Gene Ontology annotation, molecular function: sequence-specific DNA binding. Gene Ontology annotation, biological process: positive regulation of long-day photoperiodism, flowering; positive regulation of DNA-templated transcription. Lineage: Eukaryota; Viridiplantae; Streptophyta; Magnoliopsida; Caryophyllales; Amaranthaceae. Gene Ontology annotation, cellular component: nucleus. The transcript has 5 exons.
GCAUUUAUACAAAGUGCCCAAAGAAUCUGUUAUUGCCAAAGGAAUUUCGCUUUGCAAUAAGGGGUGUCCUGUUUCUCUCUACAUAACCCCUUCACUAUUUCUCUCUCCUCCUGUACUAUACUGCACUGCCCAUCUCAGUGCUCAGACUUUCUCGAUUCUCAUCCUUGGCGAUCGACCUCUCUUUUGUUUUGGCUACAUAGAUUUUUCUCGAACUUUGAGAUUUGCAAUGAGGAAGGGUUUGAAAAGAAAUGGCUGCAAGUCAGCAUCACACCAGCUCUUUAAGGAUAGAGCAAAGAAUCGAGUCGAUGAUCUUCAGAUGAUAUUUUCAGAUCUGCAAUCGGCAAGGAAGGACAGUCGUACAGUUGAUGCUGCAGUUCUUGAAGAGCAGGUCUAUCUAAUGUUGCGUGAAUGGAAAUCCGAACUUAAUGAGCCCUCCCCUGCGCCAUCCGUACAAAACGAUAGUCUUGGUACAUUCUCUUCGGACAUCUAUCGGCUGUUGCAUCUUUGUGAUGAAGAAGAUGAUGCUACAAGCCCAUUUGAGCUUCCUCUGCCAAAGUCUGAGCCUGACGUUCAGAAAUUCCAAGCUGUAGAUGCUAUUGGCUUCCAAGAGGGCCCUGAAGUGAAGCCUGGAUCACAGGAGCCGAAUUUCUCAUCAGUUGAUCAAUGCAAAGGAUCUCCUGGAUUUCGCAGUUUGACAACAACUAAUAUGGAAAUGGCCAACCAGCUUGAUUAUAAUCAAUUUAAUCUGCAUGUUGACCUUGAACAUCACUAUUUUGGUGGUUAUAGUGGUGUUGAUGUUGGUGCUCUGUACGCACACCCCAUUUCAGGAUUUCUGCCCAAUGUAUGCCCACCACCUUCGGCUUUUCUGGGACCAAAAUGUGCACUCUGGGAUUGUCCUAGGCCUGCUCAAGGAUCAGACUGGUGGCAAGAUUACUGCAGUAGUUUCCAUGCUACACUUGCAUUAAAUGAGGGCCCACCUGGAAUGACUCCGGUCCUACGUCCCGGAGGCAUCGGCCUGAAGGAUGGUUUGCUUUUUGCUGCUUUGAGCGCGAAGGUACAAGGAAAAGAUGUUGGGAUUCCAGCAUGCGAGGGGGCAGCAACUGCAAAGUCCCCUUGGAAUGCCCCUGAGCUUUUUGACCUCUUGGUUCUUGAGGGUGAAACUAUUAGGGAGUGGCUCUUCUUUGACAAACCUCGAAGAGCAUUUGAGAGUGGAAACAGAAAGCAGAGAUCAUUGCCAGAUUACAGUGGCCGAGGGUGGCAUGAGUCGAGAAAACAAGUUAUGGAUGAGUUCAAUGGGCUGAAAAGAUCUUAUUAUAUGGAUCCUCAGCCACUGAAUAACUAUGAAUGGCAUCUGUACGAGUACGAGAUUAAUAAGUGUGAUGUGUGUGCACUGUAUAGAUUGGAACUCAAGCUGGUAGAUCGUAAGAAAACUCCCAGAGGGAAAUCAGGAAAUGAUUCUGUUUCUGAGCUACAGAAGCAGAUGGGUAGACUUACUGCUGAGUUUCCGCUCGAUAACAGACGUCCACUGAAAGGAAGGACUAAGUUCAACAGCAAAGACGGUGUUGGAAAUCUCCAAUCUGAUCCCAAUGAAUUAAUCAAUGGAGAUAAAACAUUUGAUCAUGGGGUUGGUGCACCAUAUGGGUAUCUUGUGGAGAAUAUAGGUGAUUACUACCUCAAGUAGAGAUAUAAUGGUCCAGUUGGCGGAUUUUGUUCAUCUACUGACAGUUCUGUUUUCAGGGUUUGAUCAUCUUCAAUAACAUAGAUAAGACCCUCGUUUGUUUUUAAUCCGAGGAUCUUGUAUAUAGAUUAUCCUGGUUUUUAUCCAAGAUAAUGGCUUUUGUCAUUUCUGGAUUAUAUCUGACAAAUGAAGAGGGGUUAAAAUUGCCAGUAUUUACUUAUAUAGUGAAGGUCAGCAAAUUUGGUAGGGGAUGUACAUUCUAACGCUGGUUUCUACAUGGUUUGGAGACUGCAAAGUGGGAUGCUUUCUUUUUCUUCUGGAAAUGUCAACAAAAAUUUAUGUAACGGCUGCUGUUGCACUUUAGUUUCUGCUACAAGAUGAGAUACAUGUCAACUCUCUCUGUCUCUUGUUGUCAUCUUCUCCCAAAGUUACGUAAACCAAUCUGUAUCAUGUAUGACGAGAAAUCUUUAACAUUGUGCUGUAAUGUUAGAAACUAGAAGAUGCUUAGUAUUACCUCUGAACGUGUUCUUCAUAAUAUAUGUCACAGUGAAUUGAACAUGCACGACCUUUUGUCAUUAUCAGUGACAGGAAAUAAUUAAAUUCUCAUUAUCUGGUUACUUUUUA